Molecule: messenger RNA, 543 nt
Organism: Mucor velutinosus
Lineage: Eukaryota; Fungi; Mucoromycota; Mucoromycetes; Mucorales; Mucoraceae
Gene: ARG4
Product: argininosuccinate lyase
Exons: 3
Coding region: 1-543 (180 amino acids)
Source: RefSeq, a predicted model, not a curated record
AUGCACAAAGUAUCAGGUACUAAAUUAUCGUAUUUAGUGGUUUUGUCGGAUGGCGAUAUUGGUGGAUUUGCAGGACAGACGACUGUGUAUGUUGAUUCCACCCAUUACAUAACCGUGCAUCUGACAGUUACAGACACUACCAAGCAAUUCAAGCCAGGAUACUACAUCACAUUUAUAGAAGAUGAUACCACCACCACAACAGAGACUACUUCCACAUUGACCAAUACGCAUACUGAGAUACAUAUCACCUAUACCGUUGAAGAGGAAAUAUCGACUAUUACUGAAUUACAAGCAACUGCAAUCACCAAUACAAAUACUAAUAUCAUCCAAGUGCCUUGUCCAACAUCGACUACCAUUACAGAGCAUCCAACCAUAUACAUUACUGCUUAUGAAACGGUUACUUUGAAUGUCACUGAGACAGAGCAUACCGGUAGCAUUGAUAGUUCUGAGUCAGACUCACAAUCUUCUUCAAACUCAAACUCGCUAUUGCCAGAGCCAUCAAAGUUGAAACCAAGCUCAUCGUCAUCUAGGGAACCCGGCUAA